UCCCGUGCUAGUUAAUGCCGAUGACAUUGACGGACGGGAAGCAGCUAAGCUUUGACUUACAGCGGGACGAUCGAUGCGAGAAUGUCGCAGGCUAAUUUGCUGCAGAGCUGUAAUUGGGAAACUCAGUACGAUGAUCCCCAGGUGCAAUUUCCUCGUCCUAUUCCAGACGAAGUUAUCAGCGUUUACGAAGUUUACGUAAAGGAAGAGUCGGGCGCGGAUUCGAAGAGCGGCGAUGCACCAGGUGCAUCGGGAUUAGGACCCGUCACCAACCAGCAAUUGCUCCAAGUAAUUAAUCGCUGCGAAAGUUUUAUCAAUGAGAACGAUUUGCGAUCAUGUAAAAUCACUUUCAAGGAUGAAUGCAUGGACCUCGAUGCAGCAAUAGACUCCGAAGUGAUCAAUAUCGACGGCACCGUCACGAAACUCCUCGGCAAGGAUGCGUUAAGGUACAAAAUUCUCGAACAGACGGUUAACACGCCAGAUGAAAAUGUAGUUGUAUAUUCACAUCCUGUUGCCGAAGAACCUUCGUCCUCGACAACGCGACUUAUCGAUAAGGAUGAUCCGCGAUCCAGGCUGCAUUUUGUAAAAUAUCUAAAACGCGACGGAAAAACACUCAAAAUCUGGGAAUGCGGCAUUUGUUCAAAAGAGUUCCGUCACCAGUACACCUUGAUGAGACACUUGCCGACCCAUACCGACGAAAGAAACUUUAAAUGCGAGGCUUGCGGCAAGGCUUUCCGCCAGUUGUCCACAUUGAGUCAGCACAAGGCUAUACACAGUGACGCUAGACCCUAUGUAUGCGAAUUCUGCAAGAAAACGUUUAAUAGGGUAUCUACGCUAAUUUCUCAUCGCAAAACUCAUUCAGAACACAAACCGCACAAAUGUCACGUGUGCGGUAAAGGAUUUCAUCAAAAGGGCAAUUUGCGUAAUCACGUAUUCACGCACACGAACGAGCGGCCAUACAAGUGCGAGCUCUGCGGCAAGGGCUUCAAUCAGAUGUCAAAUUUGGUCUGUCAUAAGGUGAAAGCGCACGCACACGCCGACAAGAUGCAAUAUUCAUGCGGAGUCUGCGGAAAGGAGUUCCCGCGUAGAUUCGCCUUACGAUCGCACGAGGAGUACAAGCACGGUAUAAAGUAUCGGAGCACGAGCAACGUGCAAUCUGCCGUGAACGAACCCAGUAGCGCAAAAAGCAAGAACGUUAGGAUCAUACAAUUGUUCAAUGGCGAUCGAAAUCAAACGAACGAAAGCAAAGAGAAGGAUUAUUUUGGUUCAUCGGAUUUAAUGGAUAGCAUUGUGAUAGACAAAAUUGAAACAAAAGCGAUGGAGGUUGCGUUACUUCAAGGUCAGACUCCCUUUGCUCUUUAUAGACCCGUUAAGGGUAUACCAGUACUUGUUAAAGUUUUACCCACUGCAAGUAAUAAGCACAUUCUUACACCUGCGACUGCCGAAGAUUUACGAAUGGCGGGGAAGAUAACUUCGAAUCCUACUGAGACUUCAGACGCUGACGGCAACAAGGCUGUUCAGGUGAAAGUACCCGUUGUUGCCACGGUGAUACAAAAUAUCGAAUCUAAUGGCAAAUCCAGUUUCGUCAUUGAGCCUCCCGGAGCGGAACAGGAGCAAGAUGAUCUAGUGACAGCUUUGGACUCGCAGUUUUCUCUCUCUGAACCUCAUUCUGACGAAGCGGAUCGACAAAAUGGCACAAAUUCAACUCCGUCAAUGGACGAGUGUAACGAGUUGUUGGAGUUGGCUGCGCAAGGUGGAAUACAAUUCGUUCGCGCUACGGAGGACGGUCGUUACGAGGUUAUGACAAGCAGCGAGGCCCGUGACUUAAUGGCGCAGAAUUCCCACGACGUAACGAUUCUUGACAGCGAACAGGCGGAUGCCAUCAAUCUUGUGAAUAUACGCAAUAACGGUGACGUCAUCAUCGGCGACAACGAUAAUCAGAUCAUGGUGCUGGAAUCCGGCCAGAAAUCUAGCAGUAUGUCAAUGGACGGUAUCGAGAUUCUCGAGGACAAAGACAUUAGGAUUCUCGAGGGUAAAAGCCUCGACGAUCGUUUCGCGGAUGGUAUAACAUUCCUUCCUCAGACCAAAAUCGAUGAUCUCCUGCUGGGUCCCAAAUCGCUGGUUAUCGAUAAUGAUAAUGCUCUUGUCGAGCACGAUGAUGCUAUGGUCAUACCGUCAAGUCAGCAAGAUUUAACGAGCAUCUUGGGUCAUUCUUCGAACUUAUCUACUAGCUCGCAAUCCUCAUUAUCAUCUCUGUUAAUGAAGAACCAUCCACCAUUGUCCUUGUUGAACGAGACAUUCCCGUAUCUGAAGGGCAGUCAAAGCUUCGCGGACGAUCUAAAUAUUCUUGGCGUUUCCCGGGAAGAUCAUCACUUGGAAUACGACCCGAAGAUGAGAUUGCCUUCAGUCUUCGACGACGAUUGUGAUACCGGUUUAAUAUCCUUCGGUCAAUCGGACAUGAAGAUGCUUGACUCCGGAAAUCAAUGCAUUAAGUCUUUCAAUGACAAGUGUUUGCCGCCUUCCAAGAUGUUCCCUAGUCUAAAUGAGGUGAAGAUCUUAGGGCCGAAGAAUCAUAGUCACGAAUUGAUCGCUCCACAUUAUCAAGAUAAUAGACUCCUCAGUCCUUUCGAGCAGUUUCUUAAGACUACUACUAUGCAAACGAGUGGUUGCGUAUCUAAUACCGCAGACGCGUUCGAAGGAUGUAGGAAAGAAGUGAAAAUACUCGGUAAAAAACUCGGUACUGGCAUUAUCACUUCGACCGAGGAAGGUGAUAUUGUCAAAGUUGUCGAUGACAAUUCUAAAUUUGAAACGAGCAAUGCAAUGGAUCUUUGUGACAACGCCUUACAGCAGUGUACCAUGUCACCGAGACGAUUGCACCGGCAGUCGUCGAUGGAGAGCGACGUCGCGGAUAGCUUCUUGCUCCAAGUAAAAACCUUUGAGAGUAAUUACACUAAAAGCGACAAAAAAGAGAACGUAUCUCCGAACCUGCGCAGGCCGGCAGCCCCUGCUCGGAUUUUCUGAAUUUCGGCAAUCGCUUCGGCGGAAAGGACCUGCUGUCACCCGACGGUCAUCUCGAUAGGAGUCAGAAAGACGAUCGCGGAGAUAAUUUUAUGCCUGGAGAAAUGUUGGACCUAGAUUGACGAUGCGCGACGAAGGCCUCUGCAGUGGCCUCUUACUUCUGGGAUUACUUGUUCUUUGUGUCGCUAUCUCUUGCGAAGAUAUUCGUGCGUUACUUCGAAUUCUUUCGAUGUAUACAAAGAGACCAGGUAAUACGCGAUAAAAAUAAUUGCAUCGAAAAGAAAUGCAUAUUGAUAUUUUUAUAAUUCUUUGUUUACAAAAGAUUGCACUGAUUUAAAUGCGAAGUAAAUUGUAUCUAAAUUAUGCAUUUAUUUGCGAAUUAUUUUGCUGUUAAAUAACAAGUAAUACCAUAUAAAAAUUGAUAGGUUGCUUAAUUUUUGGAAAAUGUGCGAUCUAUUUGCAACAGAUUUUGGAAAGUAAUUUAAGGGAAAAAACUAAUAUAUAUAAUAAUUAUGCAUGUGGCAAUAUAUUGUGAAUACAUGUUUUUUGAAAUGUGCUUGUAAAUCUCAAGGUAUUCACACAUAAUCUCAGAUAUUUCAAUCAUCUCAUUUAUCUUUAUAUGAA
Messenger RNA from Nylanderia fulva, 3639 nucleotides. RefSeq lists its product as uncharacterized. Gene Ontology annotation, molecular function: RNA polymerase II cis-regulatory region sequence-specific DNA binding; DNA-binding transcription factor activity, RNA polymerase II-specific. NCBI's taxonomy places the organism in Eukaryota, Metazoa, Arthropoda, Insecta, Hymenoptera, Formicidae. Gene Ontology annotation, biological process: regulation of transcription by RNA polymerase II. The record is from RefSeq and is a predicted model, not a curated record.